AACGAGUGCAUCUCCGCAUGACAUCAGCAUCUUUGUUUACUGGUCAGGCGAAGCUAGCUUAUAUCCCCUAGUGUGUACGAUUCUAUAUGCAUUAGCACUUAGCAUCAGUUCUCUGCGCGGGUUCAGGGUGUUUGUUAUUUCACUGCGUGAUUUUGGGGUGAAUUAGCUUAUUUAGCGUAACAAAUAUGUCUGCAAACGCAGCUGGACCCGGAGAAGAUUUCAUAGACGCAAGGAGAGGCGAUGGACAAGAGUCAGAGGGGUCUUUGUCUGCCUCUGCCCCUAUGGACGUGGACGCCAAGCCCAACUCCCACAGCUUCAGAUACAGUCUUAAUUUCCCCAGCAUCGGCCAGUGCAUCAUCAUCAACAACAAGAACUUUGACCGGAAAACAGGCAUGAAUCAACGAAAUGGUACAGAUGUCGAUGCAGCCAACGUGAUGAAAGUGUUUACAAAGUUGGGUUACAAAGUGAAGAUUUACAAUGACCAGACAGUUGAUCAGAUGAAACUUGUUUUAACUUCUGUGUCAAAGGAAGAUCACAGCUGCCACGCUUCAUUCGUCUGUGUUCUGUUGAGUCACGGUGAUGAGGGUGUGUUUUUUGGUACGGAUGGCUCCAUAGAGCUCAAGUACCUCACAUCACUUUUUCGAGGCGAUCGCUGCAAGUCGCUGGUGGGAAAGCCCAAACUCUUCUUCAUCCAGGCUUGCAGAGGCACUGAUCUGGAUGCAGGCAUUGAAGCAGACAGUGGAGAAGAUGGCGUUACCAAGAUUCCUGUAGAAGCUGACUUCCUCUAUGCCUUCUCUACAGCCCCAGGAUAUUACUCAUGGAGGAAUACUAUGACCGGGUCCUGGUUCAUCCAGUCACUGUGUGAUAUGAUCAGCAAAUAUGGAAAAGAAUUGGAGCUCCAGCACAUCAUGACACGAGUGAACCACAAGGUGGCAGUAGAGUUUGUGUCUGUCUCCAAUUCACCAGGCUUUGAUGCAAAGAAACAAAUCCCAUGCAUUGUGUCAAUGCUGACCAGAGAGAUGUAUUUUUCUCCUUGAUGUUGUCUCUACUUCAGAAGACUUCAGCCUCGCCGGCCUUCAUCUGCAGAAGAAAGGCUUGAGCAUGUGCAUGGGUUGGUGUUUGUGAAUUAUUUUAGUUUACACUUCCUGACUGGAUAUCUCUUGAAACCUCAGCUUACAUUUCUGGGAGAGUAGAUGUGAUGCAAAGUCGCUGUCACAUUUCACAAGCUUGUCUGGGAUAUAAGGCAUUACAAUGUUUAUCCCUGCAGGAAAACUAUUUGUAUUCUAUUCUAAAAAAAAAAAGUAACCUUAAAAAACAUUUAUUUUUUUUAAACAAUGUCAAUGUAAAAUUAAAGACUAAAAUAACAUUGAAAAAUAAUUAAUCUGAAGAUAAAAGGUAAUUGAGUAAUUCCAUAUUCACAAUUUGCUACCAGUAGAGGCCUCUUUGUUGUUUACAUUGUAUACAUUUCAGGGAGAAACAUUGGCGCUAGUUUGAUAGGAAGUUUGACCUUCUAUAUUUGUUUAAUCAUGAAACCAUAGAUGGGCUUCCUGCCUUCCAGCAUCAGCAUUGUUAUGAGUCAGCUGUUUAUUUGAACUCAAGUGGGAUCAUUUUGUCUUCUAUUACAUCCUUUAUCUUUUUUUAAUCUAGUGACAUUUGGCAUUAACAAUCAUUCAAUGAAUUUGUACCUAAUGAGUUGUGUGAAGCCUAAAUGGAUGCUACACUGACUCUCAGUAGGUAAAUUAAAAGGAUAAUGUUGUGUUGCAAAUUCUGGAGCAUCCACCCAACUAUCCUGUGUUUUUGUUUUUAAAGCUCAGAAUGCAAUUUUUGAUGUUUUUCUAAAUAUGGAUUUCUUUGAAUGAACUGUUUGUAAUUGUCCUCAAAUUAGUGGAGGUCAAGCUCCAUAUCAUGCAUUAGUAAAGCCAGCACACUAGCACAAUGCUUUUAAUUGGGGCACGUUUUGAGAAAUCAUUUAGAGCACAACUUUACAUUUCAUAUUUGGCAUUAGUGCAUGUAUUAUCAUGUGGUUUUUAAAGAGACAAUUAGAAAAAAAAUUAUGCUUUUUCACUUUUAAUUGAUGGUUACAGUCAACUUAAAUCAUUUCCAAUGGAGCCAUGAGUGAAACUUUCAUAUGUAACCAUCAGCUUUGAGAGAUUCAAAAGCUCAAUUUGGUGGUCUUCUUAUCCAGGUCCACUGACUGUCCAGUGUUUAAGUCAUAUCAAUGUAAAUAUUUUGCUGUGAAUGUCACUUUUUGGCUUUUGUGUGUUAUCACUAUUUUGUUAGCUGCCACACUGAGGUUGCUAUGUUUCUCCUGAAAAAUAAAGACCACUUUUCAUUA
Micropterus salmoides (largemouth bass) is the source of this 2335-nucleotide messenger RNA. It is a transcript of the gene casp3a, whose product is annotated as caspase 3, apoptosis-related cysteine peptidase a. Gene Ontology annotation, cellular component: cytoplasm. The record is from RefSeq and is a predicted model, not a curated record. The transcript is spliced from 6 exons. Gene Ontology annotation, biological process: positive regulation of apoptotic process; neuron differentiation; erythrocyte differentiation. Lineage: Eukaryota; Metazoa; Chordata; Actinopteri; Centrarchiformes; Centrarchidae. The coding region runs from base 186 to 1037 and encodes 283 amino acids.